CUUCUUCUUCGUCACCCAACACCACACCGCGCUCGCCCUCCCUCCCUCCCUCCCUCCCUCUUUCUGCCCCCAUCCACUCGCUCUCAGGCACCAUGGCUCGCUUCCGCUGGACCUCGCCUUUGGCCCAGGUCAUCGCCGUCGGCUUCAUCUGCUUCUGCUGCCCCGGAAUGUUCAACGCCCUCAACUCCCUCGGCGGCGGUGGCCAGGUCGACUCCAAGGUCGGACAGAACGCCAACGUCGCCCUCUAUACCUGCUUCGCCAUCUUCGGCCUCCUCUCCGGUGCGAUCCAUAACAAGUUGGGCCCCAAGUGGACCAUCUUCAUCGGCUGCUCCACCUACGUCCUCUACGCCGGCUCCCUUCUCUGCUAUAACCACACCCAGGCCGGCGCAUUCACCAUUGCUGCUGGAGGUCUCCUCGGUGUCGGUGCCGGUAUGCUCUGGACCGCCCAGGGCGCUAUCAUGAUGGCCUACCCCCGCGAAAAAGACAAGGGCAAAUUUAUCGGAUACUUCUGGGCCAUCUUCAACUGCGGUGCUGUCCUCGGAUCCGUCAUCGCCUUCGCCAUCAAUUUCCACGUUACCGAGGUCAAGUCGCUGGGCGACUCCACCUACAUUGUGUUCAUCGUCCUCAUGGCUAUCGGUACCUUGAUUGCCCUCUCCCUCGUCCCUCCCUCGGCCGUCACCCACUCGAACGGCGAUAGAAUCCAGAUCCAAGAGUUCCCUACCUGGACCGGGGAGAUCGUUGCUGUCAUGAAGCUCUUCCUUGACUGGCGCAUGAUUGUCUUGAUCCCAAUGUUCUUGUCCUCCAACUGGUUCUACUCCUACCAGUUCUCGACCGUCAACGGUUUCUACUUCUCCACCCGCACCCAGUCCUUGAACAACAUCUUCUACUGGUUCUCUCAGAUUGGAGGCUCCUGGACCUUUGCCCGCGUCCUCGACUACCAAGGCGUCAAUCGCAGGACUCGCGCUCUUUGGGGUCUCGCAGUCGUCACGGUCUGCUUUGUGUGUACCUGGAUCGGAGGCGUCUUCUUCCAGAGGACCUAUAAUAUUCACGACUCUAUGGGCAACCACGACUUCAAGGAGGGUGCCUCGUAUAUCGGGCCCCUCUUCCUCUACAUGUUCUACGGCUUGAACGAUGCUGCCUGGCAAACUUACUGCUACUGGUUGAUGGGUGCCCUCUCCAACGAUGUCGCGGUCCUUUCGCGUUACGCCGGCUUCUACAAGUGCAUCCAGUCCUCUGGUGGUGCAAUUGCUUGGAGGAUCAACGCCGUGAAGGCUCCCUUCAUGACCGAAUUGAUCAUCUGCUUUGCCCUCUUGGCUGCCUCGAUCCCCGGUGCCCUCUUCCUGUCUCUGCGGAUCAAGGACCACUCUGACGAUGUUAGCGGCGUGGACAACGUCGGCCACAAGCACGAAAUCAUGGAGAAGGCCGACCAGAAGAGCGAGUAUCCUGUCUAAACCAACUCCAUCUGUUUAGUAGUUUCAGUCUCAUUCUACACCCCUAUCUAUUGUAAUUAUACUUUGUAAAGAAAGAAAUAAACGAUACCUCAG
Molecule: messenger RNA, 1544 nt
Organism: Gamsiella multidivaricata
Lineage: Eukaryota; Fungi; Mortierellomycota; Mortierellomycetes; Mortierellales; Mortierellaceae
Product: major facilitator superfamily domain-containing protein
Exons: 1
Coding region: 93-1451 (452 amino acids)
Source: RefSeq, a predicted model, not a curated record